AUGAUAUCGCAGUUGGAGAAUAAUAGCUACGAAUGCGCAAUUUGCUAUCAGAAGAUUCGUGCCAACGACGCUGUUUGGAGUUGUCCGACAUGUUACCAUUUGUUCCAUAUUACUAGUGGAUGCUUGACAUCAUGGGCAAGAUCGAGCAAGGAACGCGAGGUUGAUGGCUGUUGGCGAUGUCCGACAUGUCAGUCGAAGAACGAAAUUGUGCCGAGAGAUUAUUAUUGUUUUUGCGGUAAAUUGAGGAAUCCCAAAUUUCGACUUGGCGAAAUUCCGCAUUCGUGCGGCGAUGUGUGCGGUCGACAACGAAAAUUGGGCUGCCCGCAUCGAUGUGCCGACAUUUGCCAUCCGGGGCCAUGCACUGACUGUCAGCAGUAUGUCAUGAAGGUGUGCAAUUGUGGAAAAACGCGAAAGCGUGUGCUAUGCGCUUCCGGCGACGAUAUUCAAUGUGAUUCGGUGUGCGGAAAAUUGUUGGCGUGCGGACAACAUAAUUGUUCGCAGAUAUGCCACGACGGCGAGUGCCAUCCGUGCGAAAUCACGAUUAGUCAAGAAUGCUUUUGCGGUGAUGCGCCAAGAGAUGUGCCAUGCGGAACCGAUGUUGGCGAAAAAUGUAGUUGCGGAAAAGAAUGCGCGCGUUUAUUCAAUUGCGGAAUCCACAAAUGCUUGAGAAAAUGCCAUCCGAAUGAAUGCGGCGAAUGCGCGACGUCGGUUUUGCGAAUAACACACUGCCCUUGUGGCAAGAGGAGCCUCAAAGAAUUGAAUACGACGCGAAUGAAAUGUACGGACCCGAUUCCGACUUGUGACGCCAUCUGCAAUAAGGUGCUUGAAUGCGGUUCGCAGGGCAAACCGCAUCGGUGCGCGGAGAAGUGCCAUCAGGGACCAUGUCCGCCGUGCACUAACAAUACCGUUGUAGUGUGUCGGUGUGGCGGCAGCAAAAUCCAAUUGCCAUGCGAGGAAUAUCUCAAUAUUAUGAGGACAUCCGGCGAGUUUCUCUGCACGAAACGAUGCAAGAAGCGAAAAUCUUGCGGUUUGCACAAAUGCCAGGAGGUGUGCUGUGUUCAAGACGAGCACUUUUGCCUACAGAUAUGUAACAAAAGGCUCUCGUGCGGAAUUCACAAUUGCGAGCACAUUUGUCAUGCCGGCAAUUGUCCGAGGUGUCUUCAAGCCAGCUUCGAGGAGCAAUAUUGUCAUUGCGGCAAAACGGUUCGAAUGCCGCCAAUCGCGUGCGGACAAAAACCGCCGGAGUGUGUUGAGAAGUGCGCUCGACCGCAUCCUUGCGAUCAUCCGGUGAAUCAUAACUGUCAUUCGGAAGUAAUCUGUCCACCUUGUACGGUUCUGACCAAAAAAUGGUGCUAUGGAAAACACGAGAUGCGCGCGAAUGUGCCUUGUCAUAUCCCAGCGGUCUCUUGUGGUGUUCGAUGCAAUAAGCGAUUGUCGUGUGGUGUGCAUUCGUGCACUCGAACCUGUCAUGGAGACGAUUGUGAAAAAGCCGGAGAAGUGUGCAAAAAACCGUGCGAAUCGAUACGCGAUGGUUGUGAGCACCCUUGUGCUCUCGUUUGUCAUGGUUCGACUCCUUGUGCGCCUUCGCCGUGUCUUCAAAAGGUUCGCAUCACGUGUGAAUGCGGACGAAUCAAAAAGAACUAUGCGUGCUAUGAAGUCGACAAACUUAUCAAUAUGAAAGAGACGCUGUCCGAAGACGCCACGGACGGCGUUGCUCAGCUCAGCGAGCCGAAGCGUAAACGAACGUCGAGUUUGAGCCAAUUGAAUUGUUUGGAAUGCGAUGAUGAAUGCAAGAAGCUUGAGAGAAACAAGAAGGUGGCCGAUGGGCUGGGGAUCGAGAUUGAUGAAUUUGGGGAAUCGACGACGUCGCCAUCAGUGAUGUAUCCGAGUUAUCUGAAAGAUGUCGUCAAAACGAACAUGGAGUUUGUGAGAAAAGUUGAAAGUGUGUUCCAGGAGAUUUUCUCCGAAUUGUCCGAUCCGACGAAAGAAUCUGACGUCGCCCGAUACCACACUCCUCCGUUGAAUGUCGAUAAACGACGAUUUAUUCAUGAAUAUGCGACAUAUUUUAAUAUUGACACUGAGAGUGUCGAUAGUCCUCCGAAAAGAAGUAUGGUCCUUUAUGGAUACAGGUCGAAGUCUCGUCCACCAUUUGUCCUUCUUAGUCAAUUGGUCAAUUAUAAAGGCGUUUUGGAUACGCCGGGACCAUCUUGCAUCCGAAAGGACCAAUGCGAUGAAAAUAAGAGAAUAAUUGAAAAAGAAGAAGGAAUGAGAUUGCUCCGAAGUGAGAAGAUUGUCUAUAAACGAGAACCGAAGCCGAUUAUGGUAAUUUCGAAGCCUGCUCCGAUUCAACACUCGAAUAAGUUCGCAGUUUUGAGAAGUGAUAAUGAUGAUGAUGAUGAUGAAGCUGAAGAGAAACGGGAGCCUGCGAAAGAUUGGUGGGAUGAGCAGACGACGCAAAAUCAGGAGGAAUCAGCUGAGGAAAGUGCGUUGAAUUCGGAGGAAUGGACAGAGGUGAAGCCGAAAUCGUGGGUGGUUGAGGUGUUGGUUGAGGAUACUGGGGAAUCGAAGGAGGGAACUUGGGAGGAUGAGAAGGAGGAUUGUCCGGAAGAGAGUCCGAAGGAAACGAACCCUGUAGAAUCUAGCGACGACGUCAAAAAUGUUCUGAAGUCUAUUGAUGAUGUCAAAAUAGAUUCAUAG
Molecule: messenger RNA, 2697 nt
Organism: Caenorhabditis bovis
Lineage: Eukaryota; Metazoa; Nematoda; Chromadorea; Rhabditida; Rhabditidae
Source: the annotation of a GenBank genome assembly